AUGGCAGCAGAGGGCGAGGAACCGCCUCAGGGCACGAAACGACCACACGAUGAUAGUGAGAGCGACUCGGGCGACGACAUGGGCCCAGCUCUGCCCUCCGCGGAAGCUCCAAAGAAAAAGCGGAAACGGCUGCCAUAUGAACGACAAUAUGUCGCUGCUCUGCCAUCCGCGGCGAAGUAUUCGAAAUCGCUCAUGCACAAGGAGCAAUUAUCCUACUGCACAUUCACGCCACACACCGACUUCCUCAUCACCAGUUCGAUCGAUGGAUAUGUCAAGUUCUGGAAAAAGACACAUGGAGGCAUUGAGUUUGUCAAGGAGUUCAAGGCUCAUGAAGGAGAGAUUAAAAGUGUGACGGUCAGCGCGGAUGGGACAAGCUAUGCGACUGCAGGUGUGGACAAUACAAUCAAGAUCUUCGACGUAUCCACAUUCGAUCUAUUGGCAUUGCUCGAGCCAGAGGCAGAUUCCCCACCGAAGUGCAUUGCCUAUGUGCACGGUCAUGGGUCAUCGUAUCCCGUACUGGCCGUAUCAAACGAGAGAGAUGGCCGUAUCACAAUCUACGACGGGCGUGGCGAGAAUCAGAAGCCGCWGCAUGUGGUGUCGAUACACCGGAAGCCGGUCCAUCUAAUGGCAUACAGCAAUGCCUAUGACUGUGUUGUUUCGGCGGAUGGAAGUGGAAUGAUCGAAUACUGGCAACCAUCUGGAUCUUACGAGAAACCUGAUACAGUUUUUGAGAUGAAAAGCAGCACAUCGUUGUUUGAGUUUAAAAAGGCCAAGUCAGUUCCAUGCUGUCUCAACAUAUCUCCCACCGGCCAUCAAUUCGCGACCUUCUCCUUCCCGGAUCGGAAAGUCCGCGUCUUUGAUUUCCCCACAGCAAAGCUCUAUCGUACCUACGACGAGAGCAUUGCCACGAUAACAGACAUGCAGCAAGCUGGGACGCUAAGUAAAGAACCUCUGGAAGCCAUCGAAUUCGGACGUCGUAUAGCAGUGGAGCGAGAGUUGGAGAACCCUGCUGUCCGGUCUCGCAUCAACAUCACCUUUGACGAAAGCGGCCACUUCAUUUUGUACGGCAGCAUACUGGGCACAAAGGUCAUCAACACCCUCUCGAAUCGCAUGGUGAAGCUUUAUGGUCGUGAUGAAUCCUUCCGACCUCUCAAUCUCACAUUAUACCAAGGAGCGCCCGACAAGAAGAACGUGGUCACAGUGCAGAUGGCAGCUUCAGAAAACCCUCUGCUGGCCGAAGCGGAAGCACGAGAUGCAAUGCUUGUGACCACGGGCAGUGGCAAGGUGCGAUUUUACAUGUUCACCAAUGAAGACAACGUCUCCAAGUCGGAUCGUGAUAUUCAUAAUGAAAAGCCGCGAAUGCUCGGCAAUACCAAGACUGCAGCGGAGGAAGCGAAGGAGGCACGAAUGGGACUCUCCGCUACYAUCCACACCACCAUGGGCGAUAUUCAAAUCCGCCUCUUCCCCGCACAAGCACCCAAAGCUGUGGAAAACUUUACUGUACACGCCAGGAACGGAUAUUACAACAAUCUAAUCUUCCACCGUAUUAUCCGAAAAUUCAUGAUCCAGACUGGAGAUCCGCUUGGCGACGGAACAGGAGGCGAGUCGAUCUGGGGAAAGGAAUUCGAGGAUGAAUUCAGUCCAGACCUGAGGCAUGACAAGCCAUAUACCGUCAGCAUGGCGAAUGCUGGACCUGGUACGAAUGCCAGUCAGUUCUUCAUCACGACUGAGCGCACACCGUGGCUGGAUGACAAGCAUACCAUAUUUGGCCGGUGUGUGAAGGGAAUGGACGUGGUGCAUCAGAUCGAGAACACCAAGGUGUGGAAGGAGAAGCCUGUGGAAGACAUCAAGAUUGUGGAUAUCAGCAUAGGGUAG
Messenger RNA from Ramularia collo-cygni, 1875 nucleotides. RefSeq names its product probable peptidyl-prolyl cis-trans isomerase. NCBI's taxonomy places the organism in Eukaryota, Fungi, Ascomycota, Dothideomycetes, Mycosphaerellales, Mycosphaerellaceae. The record is from RefSeq and is a predicted model, not a curated record. Gene Ontology annotation, molecular function: peptidyl-prolyl cis-trans isomerase activity; protein binding. The transcript has a single exon. The coding region runs from base 1 to 1875 and encodes 624 amino acids. Gene Ontology annotation, biological process: protein folding; protein peptidyl-prolyl isomerization.